Molecule: messenger RNA, 1157 nt
Organism: Schizophyllum commune H4-8
Lineage: Eukaryota; Fungi; Basidiomycota; Agaricomycetes; Agaricales; Schizophyllaceae
Exons: 1
Coding region: 322-1083 (253 amino acids)
Source: RefSeq, a predicted model, not a curated record
CUGCGAUGCUGGCUUGACGCCCGUGAGAUAGUCAACAUUUGAGGCAACUUCUGCUCCGUCGACCAUUCCGCAACCUACAAGCUCUUCUCGGAUUACCCUCAAAGAGCACGCGUACCUCAUCUUCCUCCGUCGUCCUGCGGUGAUUAACCUUGCUCUAUUCCGAAUCACUCUCCGAAUCACAUUCCCGUGCCUUACGCAAGAGUACGUUCGUCGUCCACUGUCAUAAACCCUCAGUACUCACAGCUGCAACCCCUCCGUCAUCGUCGCGCAUUCGGCCUCUUUUGACACUCCACCAUCGACCAUCCGUUGCUCCUCUCAAUUAUGAUCGACGCUGCGAUAUGUACUACUCCCUCGUCGCCAUCUCACCGACCGCCUGCUCUUUCCGCAAAGCACGACUGUUCAUUCCGCAAUGCACUGCGAUUCUUUUCGGAUUACCCUCAACUCUCAUCUCUUCCUGACACGCGCAUCUGCGCUUGUAACCUGCAUCGGCGUCUAAUACGUGCCCCUGCGUCGAGUGCCCUGCGGCCCGUAUCCUCGACGCCCGAACAGACCGGAAAUAUUGUCGUCGCCCCGGGUUGCGUACUUCACCCUCAACAUCCUCCUCGCCGCAGCCAGGAAUCAUCUGCUAUCAAGCUGUUGAGUCCAUCUAUCCAACGUCUUCACCUUGAACUCUUUUGCGGCCAGCUACUACUGUACCUGCCGGUUUUUUUAAUGCCUCUGCACCUAUUGGCAUCUAUCCGGUCUGACUCUUCUAAUUCGAAUGCGAACUCUACAGGACGCCGCCGCACAUUGCUUUCUCACUUCCUUUCUCCUGCGCCACCGCACCUUUCUCAAUUGUCGAAGCACCCGAUAAUUCACUGUCAAUUCAGGCGAACAUCGAGUCCCUUUUCUUUCCGUAUCUUCAUAACACAAACGUGUACUCACCAGACGUUCUGGCAAUCGUCUGGGCUCUCCUUCUCCGCUCUUGCGCCUAGGAAAUCGUUAGCGCACCCAGCAUCCAUUGCAACGUUCGUGCUACGCGUUUAUCGUGUCCUUCCGCGUCGUCCAUGCCCCGGCAUUCGUCUUCCGCUCCUGUUUGGCUGAGUAUCCGUCUUCCGCCCUUACUUGGCUAGGUCUUCGUCCUCAUCCCCUGCUUGGCUAUGUAUUCGUCUUCGUAC